AUGGCUUUCCUUCGUCGAAUCACCGCUUUCGGCAACAGCAACCUCGGACCGGCACUGCUGAACGAGUUCCAACAACCAACUCUGAAGAGUGUCAGAUGUCUCACUGUCACGCCAAAUCUUCAAGAGAGUGAAGGCUGGCUGUCGAAGUUGUUAAUGGUCCGCAAGAUUGAUACGGGUAAAGAGUCGCACUCAAGACUGCUCAGUGACACUGAGAAGGUGUUUGAGUUGUACGUGCACAUCUGGAGCUAUGAUGGCUGGAAGCACGCUUCCUCAGUGUUGGGCCUGCAGCGAAAUGACUCUUCACUGAAUGCACUGGUCAAGGAUCAGGAGCCUUUCCUUCGUUCUCGCCAGAAUCAGUUCAUGCUUUCUUUCAGCUUCUGGCCCAACCCUGAGCCUCAAGUGCACAAUUCAUUCUACGAAAUGAGAUCAUAUAUUCUGAAGCCGGGCACAAUGAUUGAAUGGGGCAAUAACUGGGCUCGUGGCAUCAACUACCGCCGUAACAAUGCAGUGGCGGGAUUUUUCUCGCAAAUCGGCCAGCUUUACAUGGUUCACCACAUCUGGAGAUACGAAGACCUGGUUAGCCGCAAGGAGACUCGCGAGUCAGCCUGGAGACAACCCGGUUGGGAUGAAUGUGUCGGGUACACCGUUCCGUUGAUCCGCGAGAUGCGCUCUCGAUGGAUGUCGCCCAACUCAUUCUCGCCCAUCAAAUAA
This is a messenger RNA of Rhagoletis zephyria (snowberry fruit fly), 711 nucleotides long. The record is from RefSeq and is a predicted model, not a curated record. NCBI's taxonomy places the organism in Eukaryota, Metazoa, Arthropoda, Insecta, Diptera, Tephritidae.